This is a messenger RNA of Acyrthosiphon pisum (pea aphid), 718 nucleotides long. RefSeq lists its product as uncharacterized. The transcript has 5 exons. Lineage: Eukaryota; Metazoa; Arthropoda; Insecta; Hemiptera; Aphididae. The coding region runs from base 299 to 718 and encodes 139 amino acids. The record is from RefSeq and is a predicted model, not a curated record.
UAGACCACUAAUAAUGAAUUUUUACGUAUUAAUCGAGGCGUUUUUGAUAGGUACCUUGGUACCUUACACGGAGCUACUUACUGAAACAGAGUUUACUAUGAAGUGAACUUUUUUGAAAACUAGUUAGAAUAAUUUUAAAAGAUUCAAAAAUAGAUUUAAAAGAAUGAAAUAUUGAAUUAAAAAAUUAAAAAAAGCAAAUAAAUUAGUCUAGGAUAUAAUUUACUGCCAAUUGAAAAAAUAAUAAAAUUUAACUAUCUAGAGAAUUUUAUUUUUUUCUUCGACAGAAAACGAUAUAGAUAUGAAGACUAUACCCUUGCUAACUGAAACCAUGAUGAUGGAAUUAAUUCCAAGUGUUGGACAUCGAGCUCGAUUAAAAUCAAAUAUUGACCAAUGGAAAAAUAUUAUCCAGCAGAUACCUUCACCCUCACCUGCAUCUUGUAGUAGUAUUGACACAGAUAUACAGAUAACCAACUUAAUACAAAAUAAUGUAUGGUCUGAAUCUUCCAGUAGUAAUGUAGACAAAUUACCUGCGGAUAUAAUAAAAAAUAAUAUAUGGUCUGAAUCUUCCAGUAGUAAUGUAGACAAAUUACCUGCGGAUAUAAUAAAAAGUAAUAUAUGGACUGAAGCUUCCAGUAGUGGCACUAGUAGUGCAGAGAAAUCGCCAGAAGAAAUAACACAAAAUAGUGUAUCAGUAAGCUAUUAUUUGCAUUAUAUUUAG